Messenger RNA from Dendrobium catenatum, 1452 nucleotides. Its product is annotated as probable L-type lectin-domain containing receptor kinase S.7. Lineage: Eukaryota; Viridiplantae; Streptophyta; Magnoliopsida; Asparagales; Orchidaceae. Gene Ontology annotation, molecular function: ATP binding; carbohydrate binding; protein kinase activity. The transcript has a single exon. Bases 1 to 1452 code for a protein of 483 amino acids. The record is from RefSeq and is a predicted model, not a curated record. Gene Ontology annotation, cellular component: plasma membrane. Gene Ontology annotation, biological process: protein phosphorylation.
AUGGCUUCUUCUCCAAGAUCCACCUUUCUUUUGCACAUCUCCCUCACCCUUCUCCUCCAUUCUCAAACCUUGCCGAAAACGGCCUUCUCACAGAACCUCUUCUUUCACUUCCCUCCUUUCUCCAACAAGAAUCUCGUCCUCCUCGGCAGCUCCAGCCUCCGGGACGGUUCGCUCUGCCUGACCAAUGGCAGCCUUUCAUCUUCAAGCUUCGGUGCGGCCAUAUUCCUUAAUCCUGUCGCCAUCAUUCCCCUUGUUUCCUUCUCUACCAGCUUCUCCUUCUUGGUAACAAACCCUAACCAAGAUCUCACAUCUUCCAGUCGCAAUGCCAUCGCUUUCUUCUUGCUCCCCAACAGCUCCUUACCCGCUCUGUUCCAGUCCCUCGACGCCGUCAAGAACGCCUCUAUCUUAUUUCUGGAAUUCCCCGUCUCAAGAUAUCUGAAAGCAGCAAGCGUCAAUCAUAUAACGGCGAGAAUCAGCAUUCACUACAAGGAAGGCGGGAUGGCGGUGAGGGUUUCAGCAGGAGAACCCCGCAUCACGAUUAAAGAAGAAAGCCAGAUCUUAAUCUCGAAGAAUUUCGUCGAACACAUCUAUGCGGGUUUCUUCUCCUCAAACCAGAACAGUUCCGAGUCCCGUGUAAUCCAAAGCUGGAGCCUUUCUUCUUCAAUCUUCCAUCGCAACAACCCACAAAGCACUUGGCGAAUCAAACUUCAAUCAACUAAAGCACUCAAGUACUCCCCUAGCAAUACUCUCCUCAUCCUCAUCAGAGCAAGCACCCUUGCAAUAUCCGCCGCCGUCAUCAUCGUCGUCUGCUUCAACGUCAAGGAACAGUUCAGCCCAGACGCCCGAAAACGAAGGAGAGAAAGGCAGUUACUCCUAAAAGACUUCCGCAAAUUCAAGUACAGCGAGAUAGUAACAGGAACGAGGAAUUUCAACGAGAUAAUUGGCUUCGGAGGAACCUCCAAAGUGUACAAAAUGAACUUCCCCCUUUCUUCUUCCACCUUCUACGCAGUGAAACGCUUCAACACUGACAAGAAGAGCAGGAAAAGCUACCAUAACGAGCUAGAAACAAUGAGCCGUGUUCUCCAUGAGAACAUACUGGAACUCAAAGGUUGGUGCGACAUGGACACGGGAGAGAACCUGCUCGUCUUCGACUACAUGCCUCAAGGCUCCCUUCACUAUGUCCUCCAUUCACGAAAAAAUCAACUCCUUCCCUGGACUCAGAGAUAUUCCAUAGCAAUCAAGCUAGCCACUGCACUGAAGCAUCUCCAUGAAGAAUGCUCUCCUCACAUAGUGCACGGUGACAUCAAAGGAAGCAACAUUCUGUUAGACGAUGAGUACCAGCCGAAGUUGGGAGAUUUCGGGAUCUCGCUAAACGGGGCGCCAUAUAAAGCUGCUGGAGCGAGCAAGCAGUACUCAGCGCCGGAGUGUAAGCCGAAAAGUGAUAAUAUGUGA